CGUACACUCAGGCCCUGCCAUACAUGGAUCGGUUGGACUACGUGUCGAUGAUGUGUAACGAACAGUGCUAUUCACUCGCCAUCGAGAAGAUGUUGGGACUACAGGUGCCGAAGAGGGCUCAGUAUAUUCGGGUCAUGUUUGGCGAAAUUACCCGUAUUUUGAAUCACUUGAUGGGUAUCGGAACCCAUGCCCUCGAUAUCGGAGCCCUCACACCAUUCUUCUGGCUCUUUGAGGAGAGAGAAAAAUUAAUGGAGUUUUACGAGAGGGUUAGCGGCGCUCGUAUGCACGCGGCGUACGUCAGGCCGGGAGGUGUGGCUCAAGACUUGCCAAUCGGUAUUAUGGACGACAUCUACCGUUGGGCCGAACAGUUUCCCGAACGGGUGGAUGAAGUGGAGGACCUGUUGACUGAUAACCGCAUUUGGAAGGCCCGUACCGUUGAUAUCGGUGUGAUAUCGGCUGAAGACGCGUUGAAUUGGGGAAUGAGUGGUGUUAUGCUUCGCGGGUCGGGAAUCAAAUGGGAUUUACGCAAAACCCAGCCCUACGACAGUUACGAGGACUUUGACUUCGAUAUACCCAUUGGUCUAAACGGCGAUUGUUAUGACAGAUACCUGUGCCGUAUAGAAGAGAUGAGACAAUCGAUAAACAUUAUAAUUCAAUGUCUGAACCGUAUGCCCGCCGGUGAGGUCCGCAGCGAUGAUAACAAAGUGGUUCCUCCGACUCGUGCGGAAAUGAAGUCAUCGAUGGAAGCGUUGAUACAUCACUUCAAACUGUUCACCGAGGGCUACAAUGUGCCCGCAGGCGCCACAUAUACGGCCAUUGAGGCACCGAAGGGCGAGUUCGGCCUCUAUAUGGUGUCCGACGGCUCGUCCCGACCCUAUCGGUGCAAAAUCAAAGCGCCCGGAUUUGCCCACUUGUCCGCACUCGACUACAUGGGCCGCGGCCUACUGUUGGCCGACAUUGUGGCCAUUAUCGGCACAAUGGAUAUCGUGUUUGGCGAAGUGGAUCGUUAGGUUCAUAG
Medioppia subpectinata is the source of this 1018-nucleotide messenger RNA. The record is from the annotation of a GenBank genome assembly. Lineage: Eukaryota; Metazoa; Arthropoda; Arachnida; Sarcoptiformes; Oppiidae.